AUGGAUAUCGUCACCACCUCCAACUUUCACGCCACACUACUGCCAGGACUCGUGAGUGUCGUGUUCGUUUCGGCUGAGCACAUCCGCCACGGCAGCUGGCCGCUGCUCAAUCUUCUGUUGUACAGCGGCUGCAGCUUUGACGAGAAUGAGGGCGGUUGUCUUCGUACCGAGAGACACGUGUGCCGCUCCAAGCAGACCGAGAUCUUCUCCAUCGUGUCGGAUCGCGAAGGCACCACUCUCUUUAUGGAUCCCAGCGGCGUUGACAUGUUCAAGCACGCGGGCAUGGAGGGCCUGAUCACUGUGGCACCGCAGUCGUGGAGAGCUAUUCAGAUCCACUUGGGACCGAUGGUGGCAGAGUUCCCAGGUGUCGUGAGUUUUCUGUCAAAACUACUGGCCGACGAUCACAUCAGUAUCCUCAACAUGAGUACCUAUGAUACGGACGUCAUAUUUGUCCAAGAGCUCCACCUGGAGGCUGCUAUCUCGUGUCUGCAGUCUAAGUUGUCGCGGGGAUUGCACGGCUUGAAGGAGGCUAAGGACGCGGAAAACGCGCUCUCUGACCGUAAGCCCACAUCAAGUGAUGCAGCUGAAAGCUGUGAGGAGGCUGCUAGCGCUUCUCGUGUGGGAGACGGCCAGUAUCUCAGAGUGUACCCGGACUCGCUUGUUCUUGUGAGACUUCAGAAAGACGCUCUUCGGGUCAGUGCCUACGGACUCACACAGCUUGUGCUGUUGUCUACUGGAACAGUAUCAACCGAGAAUGAAAGUGAACCACUAGAAGACACAGGUAAAAUGUCUUUCUGGUGUUUAUGUGAGACGGCUGAGGAGGUGAGUCUCAUCAUGGACGAGCGCUGCUUGUCAUCCUUCGAGAAAGAAUCGCUGAUAGUGUCACCCGAUCGAUGGCGCGCGAUCAAGCUUAGUGGACGCGCAUACGGCUUCGAUGAGACUGGUGUAGUGGCAGUCAUGUCUGGCUGCACCACGGACGCGCAGGUUCUUAAUGUGAGCUGCUUCGGGUCCAACGUGGCUUUCGUGCUCGACGACAUGCUGGAUGCUGCAAUCGAGACUCUGUGCUCAGCACUGGAAAUCUCUCGGGUGGAGAGAUAAUUUUCGAGCAAAUAAAGAAGAAAAAAAAACAUUUGCACGUUGCUGUAGCACUGUGGAAAACAGGUACUUGUACAGUAAACAGUUAGGAGCAUCACACGAAAAAGGGGUUUCGUCACCUGUGUUUUUGUGUGGGAGCCUCGACAACCCUGUACGAGGAAAUAUUAUCAAGAGAACCCCAUACGUUGUUCAACAAGCACGUGUAAAUUUUGACAACCAACCGUCGGAAUGCUGCCUCGUAACCAACGCGGUCACGACAUCUUCCAAGACCCACUGGUGGGGACUGAGCACACCUCCAGCGAAACCUCUUUCUUACAGCUCUACACCCUCCUGUUUCCGCUUCUCCGCAAGCAACAUAGUCCGUCUCUCCUUCAAUGCGCCAAGUUCACUUCUGAUGUCGUUCCGUCGGGCAUUAAUCUUGCGUAGAGCGUCGCCCUCAGGUUUCUGUCCCAGACUUUU
Phytophthora infestans T30-4 is the source of this 1554-nucleotide messenger RNA. RefSeq lists its product as uncharacterized. The transcript is spliced from 7 exons. Gene Ontology annotation, cellular component: cytosol. NCBI's taxonomy places the organism in Eukaryota, Oomycota, Peronosporomycetes, Peronosporales, Peronosporaceae. Gene Ontology annotation, biological process: regulation of intracellular signal transduction; cellular response to L-arginine. Bases 1 to 1098 code for a protein of 365 amino acids. The record is from RefSeq and is a predicted model, not a curated record.